Molecule: messenger RNA, 863 nt
Organism: Fusarium oxysporum Fo47
Lineage: Eukaryota; Fungi; Ascomycota; Sordariomycetes; Hypocreales; Nectriaceae
Exons: 1
Coding region: 123-863 (246 amino acids)
Source: RefSeq, a predicted model, not a curated record
GCAUAAGGCAGAUACAAGCUAUCAGCCUCACACAUAGGCAAACGUAUAAGUUCAAGCGCCUCCCGUCAAACGCUGAUCAGUAACACCAGAGAUCUUUCAGUUACCUUCCUCAAAUCGCUACAAUGGGACACUCCGACUCCAAAAUAGUACCCGAAAUGUCGCCUCACUCGGCCCAACGAGGCAUUCCCCAUGUACUCCGCGCCUCAUACAAGAAGGGCUUCUCAUCUAAGAUCCUUGUUCACCUGGGAGAGCCCGACAGAGAGCCUCUCUAUUCCAUCAGCCUUCCUGCUGGCUGGUACGGACAGAUGCUCUUACACGACGGCCCCAGCUCAGAUUCUCCUAUCCUCGCCGGUGCUGAGCCUGAAGGCAAAUGGCGAGUCGACUACGGUAUCCUCCUCCCCUCUGUCCCUGAAUACGAAUCAUCAGGCAGAGAGAUCCUACGGCGCAAGAACACAAUGAAGGACCGAUACUGGUUCGGCAUGCAAGUCGGUCGAGGCGCAGACCGACAUGUCGAAAAAUUCGAAUGGAGGCGCUCUCACGGCAGUGAAGUCAAAAGCGUCGGAGAAUCAAGAUACGGCUGGAAGCUUGUCCGGCUGGGUCACGGAGCCGAAGAGCCUAAUGACGGCAACCCCAACGAUGAACCAGAUCGGGGGAAUGGAAUUACAAACGACGGUCACGAGGUUGUGGCUGUGUGGGCUGGAAGCGGUGAUUGGAAAAGCAUGCACAAGAUUGGAACUUUUCAACUUGUUGGUAGUGGUGCCACGAGUGAACUGGGCAUGCAGUGGAAGAUCAUGGCACUUAUGAGUUGUCUGUGCUUCUGGCAGAAGACGAUGCGUGAUAACACUACUAUUGCUAUUACCUAG